Messenger RNA from Amorphotheca resinae ATCC 22711, 1223 nucleotides. RefSeq lists its product as hypothetical. Gene Ontology annotation, molecular function: oxidoreductase activity; demethylase activity. Lineage: Eukaryota; Fungi; Ascomycota; Leotiomycetes; Helotiales; Amorphothecaceae. Bases 296 to 1132 code for a protein of 278 amino acids. The record is from RefSeq and is a predicted model, not a curated record. The transcript has a single exon. Gene Ontology annotation, biological process: oxidative demethylation.
UUUUUUCUCUGCCCACUCUACAGAAAUAGAGAAAUUCCAGUUGGAAUUGUAUGUCCAGGGAUUACGCCUCGGCCGUUGCUUGAGCCCCACUAUUCUCUCCCAUUUGUUCCGUAUAUAGCCAGCUAGCUGCCUUCCUCAUGAUUGGGCUUCUUCAAUCGAUUCUCAUUUUUAUGGGUGUGCACCCAGUCCCAGCCAACUGACAGGAAACCUACUGCGGAUCCCUCUUCACCGAUGAUCUAGCCUCUUUCAAAAAAGAACAAGUCUUGAGAUAGAGUAUUCAACUUGAAAAGGCGGAAUGGCUACAGGCCAAACAAAAGAAGCACCUUCACCGUAUAUUGAUCCUGCACACCCAAAUAUCCAACGAUGGGAGAACGGGUUGGUGCUCUACAAUGACUUCAUCACCGAGGAAGAAGAAGCUGCUAUCAUUGCAGCCAUCACGAAUGAUGAUCGAUGGACUGCCAGUGCUGGGAAACGAUCGUCCCUUCAUUUUGGUCCCCAUUUCGAUUACACAACUUUCGCAACUUCUAAAACGGCAUACACACCUCUUCCAACUUAUAUCACCGAUCUUCUUCCAAGGCUGCCUAUUCAAGACUAUCUCCCUGAUCAAGCCACGGUCCAGUAUUAUCCUCCCGGAACCGGGAUCCCACCACAUGUAGACACUCACUCAGCCUUUCGGGAAGCGCUGUAUAGUCUAUCUCUUGGAAGUACCGUUCCCAUGACGUUCAAGAGAUGUGGUAUCACGGAAGCACGUCGUAUGAGAAAUCCAAAACGAUCGUUACUUAAAAGUACCGGCACUCCCGAGACUCCUAUGGGAAAUACCUCUCCGCCCAAAGCACCUAUUGAAGAGACUAAUGUGGAAUCCUGGGAGCUGUUCAUUCCUCCACGCUCUCUUCUGCUUAUGACGGGACCGUCAAGGUAUGGCUUUACUCAUGGUAUUCGUGGGCGGAAGUUUGAUCAACAAAACGGUCAAAUAGUAGCAAGAAAAGGGAGGUAUUCGAUUACUAUGCGGACUGUUACAUGGGGAGACGAUGAAGGAUGUAACUGUGAUUAUCCAGGGGUCUGUGAUACAAGGAUAAGAGAAGAAGAGAAGCAACGAACGUUAGCAGAAGGUACAAAAUCAUGCCCUAGAUAGCAAGACGUACACAGUCACAUAGCCUAGAUGGUUUCUACUCAGCUUUCUUGCUGUAUAAAGGAGCAUUUUAGUACCCUCCUUUAAUGACUAG